Molecule: messenger RNA, 1957 nt
Organism: Dunckerocampus dactyliophorus (ringed pipefish)
Lineage: Eukaryota; Metazoa; Chordata; Actinopteri; Syngnathiformes; Syngnathidae
Gene: eif4a2
Product: eukaryotic translation initiation factor 4A, isoform 2
Exons: 11
Coding region: 88-1311 (407 amino acids)
Biological process (GO): cytoplasmic translational initiation
Cellular component (GO): cytoplasmic stress granule
Molecular function (GO): translation initiation factor activity; RNA helicase activity; ATP binding
Source: RefSeq, a predicted model, not a curated record
AACGGCGAAAGUAGUUCCGCCGCAUAAAGGCACUUGACGUCGCCAUUACGAUCUUUUCCAGUCGCAUGCCGAAGUUGGAUACAGAUCAUGUCUAACGAUUCUGCUGAUUACAACAGCGACCAUGUGGGGCCAGAUGGAAUGGAGCCAGAUGGUGUCAUUGAGAGCAACUGGAAUGAAAUUACAGACAACUUUGAUGAUAUGAACCUGAAGGAGACUCUUCUCAGGGGAAUUUAUGCAUAUGGUUUUGAGAAGCCGUCGGCUAUUCAACAGAGGGCUAUAAUCCCUUGCAUUAAAGGCUAUGAUGUCAUUGCCCAAGCCCAGUCAGGCACUGGCAAGACGGCCACAUUUGCCAUCUCUAUCUUGCAGCAGCUGGACAUAAAGCAGAAGGAGACUCAGGCUCUGGUGUUGGCUCCCACCAGAGAGCUGGCUCAGCAGAUUCAGAAGGUCAUUCUGGCUCUGGGUGACUAUAUGGGGGCAACCUGUCAUGCCUGUAUUGGAGGGACCAAUCUUCGUAGUGAAAUACAGAAGCUUCAAGCGGAAGCGCCGCACAUAGUUGUGGGCACACCUGGUCGGGUGUACGACAUGCUCAACAGGCGACAUCUGUCCCCAAAGUGGAUCAAGAUGUUUGUUCUGGAUGAAGCUGAUGAGAUGUUGAGCAGAGGUUUCAAAGAUCAGAUUUAUGAGAUCUUCCAGAAGCUGAGCACAAACAUUCAGGUUGUUCUGCUCUCGGCCACCAUGCCCACAGAUGUGCUGGAGGUGACAAAGAAGUUCAUGCGAGACCCCAUUCGCAUUCUGGUGAAGAAGGAAGAGCUUACCCUCGAGGGUAUUAAGCAGUUCUACAUUAAUGUGGAGCGGGAGGAGUGGAAGCUGGACACCCUGUGUGACCUUUACGAGACUCUGACCAUUACCCAGGCUGUGAUCUUUCUCAACACCAGGAGAAAAGUGGACUGGCUGACGGAGAAGAUGCACGCAAGAGACUUUACCGUCUCUGCUCUGCACGGUGACAUGGACCAGAAGGAGCGUGAUGUCAUUAUGAGGGAGUUUAGGUCUGGCUCAAGCAGAGUCUUGAUCACUACUGAUCUGCUGGCUCGUGGCAUCGAUGUGCAGCAAGUGUCCCUGGUCAUAAACUAUGAUCUUCCUACAAACCGUGAGAACUACAUUCACAGAAUCGGCCGUGGCGGCCGCUUUGGCAGAAAAGGAGUUGCUAUUAACUUUGUCACUGAAGAGGACAAGAGGAUCCUGCGCGACAUUGAGACGUUUUACAAUACUACAGUGGAGGAGAUGCCCAUGAAUGUGGCUGACCUCAUUUGAGCCCUGAGAUUUGUUUUCCUUUUAAAACGCAGUGAUAGCGACUGUACACUUGCAUUGUGCUUAUUAUUCGAGAGGAGGAAAAAAAAACACAAAUUGAUGCUAAACCUUGGAUGAGAAUAUUUUGCAAUGUGUUAAAAGCGAGGUGACUUCUGUGGCGGUCCCUCUUGGACAGUUGUAGACUUCUAACCUCCACAGCUGGCUGGUUGGGGGCUACAAAGCCAUGGGGUCUGUAAACAUGGUCCUUUUCAGGUAUUUCUUUCCAUGUUAUAUUAUAAUGCAUAUAUUCGAUGUUCUCCACCAUUUAGUAACCUACUUGUGGACUAAAAGGUAUAAGUGCUGUAUAAAGUCAGCAAAUUCUGUUAUGCUAACAUGUGCGAUGUGUUGUGGGUCUGCUUUAGUAAAGGCACUUGUCAUGGUGUAUAUAGAUUUGCUUUUUGUUAACUUUUGUGAAUGUUUUAUUUAAAUGUACUAUGUUUUUAUCCAACUUGCUCAAUCAAAAUUUAUCACUGUUUGGCCAUAGUUUGCUGAUGUUUGGGUUUUUUUACUCGUACUAUAGUAUAUUGCCAGUUACAACCCACUAUGUACUACUUUUCAGAGCUCCUCCAAAAUUGUAUGAAUGUCUUAAUAAACAGAAAUUGCUGUAAAA